Messenger RNA from Calidris pugnax (ruff), 2952 nucleotides. RefSeq names its product exocyst complex component 1-like. Gene Ontology annotation, cellular component: plasma membrane; exocyst. Gene Ontology annotation, biological process: Golgi to plasma membrane transport; exocytosis. NCBI's taxonomy places the organism in Eukaryota, Metazoa, Chordata, Aves, Charadriiformes, Scolopacidae. Gene Ontology annotation, molecular function: phosphatidylinositol-4,5-bisphosphate binding. The transcript is spliced from 18 exons. The coding region runs from base 155 to 2752 and encodes 865 amino acids. The record is from RefSeq and is a predicted model, not a curated record.
UUUACCAGCAAACUGUUUCCUGCUCUUAAGGCUUCUUGCGACUGAAAUCCCUCAAUUUCUCCUCAGCGAGACGUGGCUGGAGGUGCUGGGCAGCCUGAGGUGACCACGAGCACCAGUGGGAGGCACACGUAGCUCCCACUGUUGGGGUCUCACCAUGUCUUCCCUUUGGAGCUCGCUGGAAAAAGAUGUGUUCAACCCCCAGAAAAAGAAGCUGCUGGAAACCGUUCGUGUCUGGAAGAUGGGGAAGAAGAAGAAGAUGUCCAUUCUCUGCGUUGUGGUGGACACCUUUAGGCCAAUGCAGCCGUUCCUGGUGAAGGUCAAGGUAGACCGAGGAGAGCAGUACAAGAUAGCCUACAGGUGGCCUUUGGCAGAGCUGAAGCUGGUAGAUGGCAAGACUCUCAACCAGGCAAGCCUGGAUUUUGAUCUGCACUUCGAUAAGGUGUACAAGUGGACCACUAGCAGCUUUGACGAGAAGAAAACCUUUAUCAGAUGCUUGUGGAAGCUGAGCCACCGAUUCCUCGCCGGCUCUGUCACCUUUGUGAAUGUCCCCUCCUGUGCAGCGGAAGGGAGACAAAGGCCCCAAGAAGACAGGAAGGAUGCUGCAGAGACCGAGAGCCAGGAGGAGCUCAGCGUGUACCAGGAGAUGACCCCAAAGGAAGCUGCUGAUGUGUUGAGGCUGAUGGAGGAGUACGAGCCCCUGGUGAACAACUCGGUGGCCUUUGCAGAGCAGCUGAGCAAGGACCUCCACGUGCUGGAUGAGGCCAACCUUAGAGCCAUUAUCUCCUCUGAGAAGCAGGUGACGCGGCUGAUGAGCUCCAUUGAUGAGGCUCUGGCAGAGGUGGCCAGAGUGGAGGAGACCUUGCAGAUCUACGAUGAGUUACUGGGAAGCGUGAAGCAGCAGAUGGACCACAUCCACCAGGAAAACUCCUUGCUACAUCGCAUCGUUUCCAACAAGACAAAGCUGAUGGAUGAGAUCCUCUUCCUCACGACCCAUCUCGACCUCAGCAGGGAACACUGUGAUGCCUUGAGCCAGGCGGAUCUUUCCAGCCCCAGCGGAGUGAGAGCCUGCAUCGCUGCAGCAGAGGCUUUGUCUGGCUGCAUGAACGUCCAGAUACAGCCCGGUUACCGGAAACUGCAGUCUGUGGCUGAGCAGCUGAUCAUGUUUGAAACACUCAAGCAGAACUUCGAAAGCUCUUUCAUUGGUCACAUUACUGGCAUCUUCGAGCUGCAGGGUAACGCUCAGGUCCCUGCUCUUGGUCAACCCGUUGACAAACUCUCUGCACCAAGCCAUGGACUCCACCAUGAGGAACUGGUCCCCUACACCCCGCUCAUGGCCUGGCUGAGGAAUGCCAACCCAGUUCUGUUCUCUGAUCUCCCCAAGGUCUAUGCCCAGAACCUCAGCAGACUCUAUGACCGGGAAAUCAAAGCCUUUUUUGAAAAAGCCAAGACCUUCUUGUUAGGAAGAAGAAAAGGAAGUCUUCAGGAAAGCUUAGAGAAGCCGCUGGCCAUGGGGAGCAGGCAGCAGGCCCGGUGGAGCCUCCCUGGGAGCAGAGAAGGUCAGGAGGACACACCGCUCAAACACAAUGUCACCAAGAUGUUGGAGCAAGUGCUGAGAGAGCUGCAGCCCCUUUGCACCGCGGAGCAGCAGUUCAUUGAGAAGUUCUUCCAGCUAAGCCAGGACACUGCAGACCUGCAGGUGCUGGAGACAUCGCCCGCUAAGGGAGGAGAGAACAUGGCAACUCCAGAGGACCCUCCUUGCACCAAGCCUCGGAGCCAGCUAGAAGAACCUACGAUCCGGCUGCUGAGCGAGAUCUUCAGUUCCCUGGAACCAGAGCUGAGAGGAUUUCUAGAUGUCUGCAAUAAGGUCCACCCAUUCGGCUGCUUGCAGGUCCUGGUUACCUUGAGUGACUCCGUCUUUGAGAUGUGGGGCUCUUCCUCAGCUCUCCCCUCGUCCUUCCUCAACACUGUCCUGGGCAACAUGUUGCUCCUGGCCAAGAGCAGCUUCAACAAAUGCAUUGGGACCUUGUGCAAAGAGAUCAAGGAGGCAAAGAUGCCCAGCAAGAUGAAGGGGGGGAUCCUGCCCUCCGUGAGCCGCUUUGAGGAGUUUGUGGACUUCUCAGAGGAGGUAUUCAGGACAGCUCAGCGGAGAGGGGAGCUGGACAAAGCGCACCUCGGGCUGGCCGACAGCGUCUUCAGCAGCAUCAAUAGUCUGUCCUCAGCAAACCUGAAGGUGAACACAGAUAUGGUCAUGAUGGAAAAUUUCCACCACAUUCACUGCUUCCUGUGCCAAAAGAAGAUCCACUGCUUGGAGGGCAAGAAGAGAGAAGCCAAGCAAAAGUAUAGUGAGCACAUGGAGAAAUACGUCAUCCAGUACCUGGGCCAGCCACUGGAGAAGCUCAAUCACUUCUUUGAAGGAGUGAAAGCCCGUGUGGCUCAAGGGGUGAAAGAAGAAGAGGUCAGCUUUCAGCUGGCCUACAGCAAGCAAGAGCUGAGGAAGGUGAUUGAAAAAUACCCUGGCAAAGAAGUAAAAAGAGCCCUUGAGACCCUCUACAGGAAAAUCCACAAGUAUCUCUCCCCAGAGGAAAACCUUCUGCCGGUGGUGUGGCACGCUAUGGAGCAGGAGUUCAUACGUCAGUACCAGGAGUUUGAGGAUCUGAUCCAACGCUGUUAUGCAGGGUCAGGGAUUGCCAUGGACUUCAACAUGGAGGACUUACUGAGCUACUUCAACUCCAUCACUCAGUCCAACAUGUAGAAGCAAUGUUGGAAGAAUGGAGCAAUGUAGAAGGACAUCCUUCUUGGGAUGUCUGUUGGAAGCAGCUCAGGAACCCUUGUCUGCAGCUACACCUCUAAGGAGCUAGACUCCAAACCCUUUCCAGGCUGAAGUUUGAUAUAUGGGGCUCCCACCCUGAAUUUAAUGCCAAAAUGCCUCUUACUUAUUGGUCUUAGGCAGGA